AUGGCCAAGGGCCUCCUGAUGACUUACGCCCUCUGGGCUGUAGGGGGCCCUGCUGGUCUCCACCACCUAUACCUGGGACGGGACAGCCAUGCACUGCUCUGGAUGCUUACCUUGGGGGGUGGUGGUCUAGGCUGGCUCUGGGAAUUCUGGUUGCUCCCAAGCUUUGUUGCUCAGGCCAACAGAGCCCAGGAGCAGAGGCAGGGCUCAGGAAGGGGGACACCCCCUCUAAGUCUCAUUCGCUUUGUUGCCCAGAUGAUAGUGGGCAUGUAUUUUGGCCUUGUGGCUCUCAUUAGCCUUUCCUUCAUGGCCAGCUUCUAUAUUGUGGGCCUGCCACUGGCAGUUGGCUUAGGGGUCUUGCUGGUGGCUGCCAUUGGCAACCAGACAUCAGACCUAAAGAACACUCUAGGGGCAGCAUUUCUUACUUCACCUAUCUUCUAUGGCCUCCCCAUAGCCAUCCUGCCCAUCAGCUUGGCUGCCAGCCUCACAGCCCAGAAGCAUCGCCGCUACAAACCUUCAGCUGGGUCAGAGACGCUCAGCGUGCGGCUCUACCGCCUGGGCUUGGCUUACCUUGCUUUCACAGGCCCGUUAGUGUUUAGUGCCCUCUGCAACACAGCUGUCACCCUCAGCUAUGUGGCAGAUACCCUUGGCUCCUUCCUGAGUUGGUUCAGCUUCUUCCCCCUCCUUGGGCGCCUUUUGGAGUCUGUCCUCCUUCUGCCUUUCCGAGCCUGGAAGCUGCUGGUCGGAGAUCAUGGCAUCAGCAGCAGCUACUUCCAAGAGUGGGAGAAGCUCUGUGAGUUUGUUCACAGUUUUCGGGAUGAGAAGCGUCAGCUGGCUCUCCAGGUUUUUGGUCUCUCAGAGGGGGCAACAAAUGAAGAAAUACAUGGCAGAUUCCGGGAGCUUGUGAAGACCUGGCACCCUGACCACAAUCGGCACCAGAUGGAGGAAGCUCAGAGGCACUUCCUGGAGAUCCAGGCUGCAUAUGAAGUCCUGAGGCAGCCCAGGAAGCCCAGGGGAUCCUGGAGGUGGGAAGAAACUUCCCUUUGA
Molecule: messenger RNA, 1044 nt
Organism: Budorcas taxicolor (takin)
Lineage: Eukaryota; Metazoa; Chordata; Mammalia; Artiodactyla; Bovidae
Gene: DNAJC22
Product: DnaJ heat shock protein family (Hsp40) member C22
Exons: 2
Coding region: 1-1044 (347 amino acids)
Biological process (GO): endocytosis
Cellular component (GO): plasma membrane; early endosome
Source: RefSeq, a predicted model, not a curated record